Lacerta agilis (Sand lizard) is the source of this 5979-nucleotide messenger RNA. Its product is annotated as brain-specific angiogenesis inhibitor 1-associated protein 2-like. Gene Ontology annotation, biological process: plasma membrane organization; actin crosslink formation; positive regulation of actin filament polymerization. The record is from RefSeq and is a predicted model, not a curated record. The coding region runs from base 59 to 1672 and encodes 537 amino acids. The transcript is spliced from 14 exons. Gene Ontology annotation, cellular component: nucleoplasm; cytosol. Lineage: Eukaryota; Metazoa; Chordata; Lepidosauria; Squamata; Lacertidae. Gene Ontology annotation, molecular function: cytoskeletal adaptor activity; protein binding.
CCCACCCCCUUUCUAACACGCCCCGUCCAGACCCCACGGCGCUCACUGCCCCGGCAUCAUGUCCCGCUCGGAGGAGGUAAACCGGCUCACGGAGAACGUCUAUAGGGCGAUUCUGGACCAAUUCAACCCCAGUCUAAGGAAUUUUGUUACUAUGGGAAAGAACUAUCAGAAAGCACUCUCAGGAGUUACAGUGGCCGCCAAGGGUUAUUUUGAUGCCUUAGUGAAACUCGGCGAGUUGGCCAGCGACAGCCAAGGAUCCAAGGAGUUAGGUGACACGUUGUUCCAAAUGGCUGAGGUUCACCGUCAGAUCCAAGUGCAGCUGGAAGAAACGCUGAAGCUUUUCCACUCGGAGCUGUUAUCCCAGCUAGAACACAAACUGGAACUGGAUAUCAAGUAUCUGAUGGCUACCCUGAAGAAAUACCAAGGCGAGCACCGUGCCAAAGCAGAGUCAAUUGAAAAGUGUCAGACGGAGCUGAAAAAACUGCGCAAGAAGUGCCAGAAUAGCAAAAACCCACAGAAAUAUGGGGAUCGCGAGGUGCAGUAUGUAGAGAUCAUGAGCACCAAACAGAGCGAACUGGAUCGAUUCGUGGCUGAAGGCUACAAGGCAGCCCUGACGGAGGAGAGGCGCCGGUACUCUUUUCUGGUGGACCGCCAGUGUGCAGUCUCCAAACACUUCAGCAACUAUCACACUAAGGUACGGGAGCUGCUGGCAGCCAAGUUGCCCAUCUGGCACACAUCGUGCACUCAACCCACCCGCUUGCCAGAGCGGGCCCUGGCCCUGGUCAAGCUCACGGCCAAUAACCUCUCUGGUGGGACUCCCAUACCAGCCACUGAUGCCCUCCCUGUCUCCAAGGUCCUGGAAGAGCUCUCGGAGCUGGGGCCAAACCACCGUGCCUCAGUCCAGGAGGUGAUGCCGUUACCAAAUGGUGACUCACAUCGUGGGCGGGGAUCACGGGACUUGGGGCACCCGCCAGUCACCGAACCCCUCACCAUCACAUCAGGUCUGCCACCCACACAAACCACUCAGGCCCCUCCACAAACCAAGACCACCGACAGCUAUUCCUGCACCCUGCCAAUGCCACGCAAAAUGUCAAUGGAGACCCGCCUGGCAACGCUGGUGGAGAACAAAACCCUGCCCCGCAUCAAUCCUCUGUCGGUCCUGCCUCCACGUUCUGAACGGCGGAGGGUCCAGGCGAUAUUCUCACACGCGGCAGGAGAGAACAGCACCUUGCUCAACUUCCAAGAGGGAGACAUCAUUCUCUUAUUAGUGACCGAGGCACGGGACGGCUGGCAUUAUGGGGAAAACGAGGCAACCAAAAUGAAAGGCUGGUUUCCUUUCUCCUACACCCGGCCCUUCCCCCUAGCCGAAGGGUCUGACAAACCGUUCAGCAGCUUCCCACUUAGCAAGAUGAACAGUAGCAGCACAGGAAAUUUGGACCGAGCCGGGUCUCCACCCAUUGGCUCCGACGGUGGCGACGGCCCACGCUUCGGGCCUUCACCGCGUGCCACUGCAUCCCGCCAGCGCCCUUACAGCAUGCUGAACCCAGACCUGUCGCAGCUAGCAAAUGAAUUUGGCAGUCCAAGUGGCUCCCCAUCAAGGACCAACCCAUUUGCUCACAUCAAGCUGAAGCGUACGGUGACCAACGACCGCUCAGCUCCGCUCAUCCAGUGAGAGGUGUGGUGAUUGGUGGACCCAGAUUGCUGCACCCACUUCCUCUUUUGACCCCACCGUGUGGCCUUUCCUACCUAACAAAGCAUUCCUGGCUUGGAGUCGGCGCCACAGGCCAGGCCAGGCCUGCCUCCUCAUCACCCCCUCUAGUUGCCAUUGAGAGUAUUGGGCACGGACUGUUGCAUGUUGCGCUCGAUGGCAGCGAUUUCCUGCAGGGGACACAAGCCAACAGCAGAAGGACAGAGAACAGGACAGAAGAAGGCACUAGUUUGCAAGCACAGGUGUAAUAGCUGGAGGAACAGAGGCAGAAGAAAGAUUGAGGAUGUGGGACUGGAGGUCAGAUGGAAGGAGAAGAAGACUAGGGUGGAUAGAGGGGGACUCGGAGCCACUUCUCACAUUGCAAAAUUUAUUUAAGGAAGGCACAUCACUAGAUCUGGGCAUGUGGAUGCAAUUAAUGUUCCUUGGAACUCAGUGGCAAAGUUUCCCCUUUUUAAAAAAUUGUAUCCAAGUUGCACCCCCAUGCUUUGAAGUAAGGCCCCAUCAUUUCAGUGGCAUGUAUUCCUAAGUAAGGUGUUUGAGACCAGAUUGAAAGUGAGGCAUGGUUAAAUCUCAUUAGAAGCAGUGGGAUUUAAGAAUUCCUGACUUCCUUGAGCCUUAAAUUUGCCUCACUUUCUCUGGAAUUCGUGUGUACAGAGCAUGGGUUCAACUGUCCAGGUGGCACCCUUGAUGGCUGCAGUUGUGAUAGCCUGGUCCUUCGAAAUGUUAGCCCCUUAAUGGCAAUAAACAUCAUGUAAGGGAUAUACCGGUAUCCCUUGUGGUUAAAAAGGCUGCCUAUGGUGAGAUCAUCCCACAGAGGGACCACUAACAGGAAGUCUCCCGGGUCUACCCCUGCAGUAUAGAAUUCAGAGAUUUCAGGACUGAGAAGGGGAGAAUAGUUUGGGAGAGAGAAGAAAUGGGUAUCGUUGCAAACGGAAUUUGGGAAAGGCUGAAUUCAAGGCUGAUUCUCACUUUCAACAUACAACGUACACCAGUCAGUUACGCAACAUGUGGUUAUACAUCACUUGGCAGCUGAAUGUGUGAACUGACUCCAUUGAAAAGCAUUGAAUUGGAAGAGAUAUGGAAGUUGUUUCUGCAAUAUAUUAAGUGUGUGUUGGCCUACUAAUACAUAUGAAUUCCUCACUUCGUAAUUGCCUUCAUCAAGCGGUAAACGUACCCACUUUUGGCAGCCCUUGGCUACUUGAGGGUGAAUAUAUGAGCAGUCUCCACUGACAAGUCAAUAACUGCAGGGCAUAUGAAAACUGUUGGCAUUUGAUCUACAGUGGCUGCUUGAGACUUGCCAUUACGGAGUGAUUGUAUGCAUGUGACAACUAGUCCAUCAUUAUAAUUUGUGCAGGGCAACAAGGUGUGUUAAAGAGAAACUGGGAUUUAGGUUUCCUGGGUUUUCUGGAAGUGCAGUGGUUGCUGAGCUAUUCUCCGUGGGCGGCUGGGUAGUCCACAGACCUCAACGAAGUGGUUCACGCGGCUAGCGAGCUUUGACUGCUCUUCAACCAGAAGUUGCAACACUUUCACAGAAAAACAACGCCGGCCAUCUCCCCAAUACCCCUUUCAUGAAACAUGGGCUACCAAUUUUCCUCACGUGUUCACUGUGUAAUUUAUAUUGAUUUGUGUAGCAGAUUUAACCAUAACUUCACCAUGCUAGGAUAUAUGGCCAUCUGCGAGAAUAGAUUUUGUCGUUGUCCCAACAUUUUGGGGGAACCAGUAAUGUAAUGAGACGUAGAUAGAAAACUCAGGAGUCAGGACUCCUUACUUUUUUUGGGAGAGGUAGCCAAUUAGAGAAAGGCAGCUGGGAAAUGUUAAAAUAAUUGAGGAUGUUUCUUAACUUCAGUUGCUGGGAGAAGAAAACAAUCUGCAGCAUUAUACAUGUCUUGGGGAACCAAAAUGCAGGCAUAUUGGUCAAAGCCCAAGCUGACUAAUUCAGCUGCAAACAUUUUGUCGCAGCAGUUAUUUCUCUUUUGAGAAAAGGGCAUGUUGUCCCAUUUCCUGUGCGGUGCCCCCCACACUAGCAAGGCACUCGUUUUAAGGACUGGCAUGCUGCCCCCUGUGGGGAAAGAUGUGCCAUUGCAGACUCCUUGUCCUGGUUACUUUGUCCUAGUCCUUGACCUUGCCUCCAUCUUCCUCCGUUUCUGGAAAUGUCCAUGGUCCAUCCCUCUUUCAGACCCGGGAUGAGCAAUCACGAAAGCAAUACGCAGGGUAGCUACCUCUGUCGAUGUUCACAGCUCCGUAGCAAAACAAUGGCCUUUGCCACAGGGGCCAGGAAGGGUUGAAAGAACCACGGGCCUUUGGACAUGUGGUCAGAGCUUGUCAACGCAGGAGAUAAAAUGUUUCAGCUGUGUAAAUGGGUUCCGUGUGGGGUGGCAAGGACUCCUCCUCAGCCAUUCUGUCGCAUCCCCUUGUUUUCUUUACUUUGCAAUAUUGGUUGUCCUCGGGUGUUGAUUUACAUUCAGGGUGGGUGCAAUUGGCAGCAUUAAAACUUACAGUGGGUGGUUAAAAUGGCAAGGUCAGCAAAAUGAGCUACAGAGAAGUAGCUACCCGUCUGUGUGAUACAUUUUCAAAAGUUGGCAUAUAAGACCAGUGCUUGGCUUGGAUAGGGUUAGGGAAAUUGCAUAUGCAUUGGAUAAGGCCAAAUUGUAUCCACGAGAACGUGGCUUCAGGUGCUGAACAGAAGGGUGUGAAGAAGGCUAACUGGUUUUGUGCCCUCUUUUUAUGUUUCUGGUGUAUCAUCCAAAGCUGAAACUUGCUCAUCUCCUCUGCUAUGAGAUGAGAUGUGUGUGUGCCAGAUGCUGGGGAAGUCCACAUGUGCAAGGCAAGCGGGGGUGCUGCAGUUCCUCCUUGGGACAUGGCACCAGAAGUGUGAAAAGUGAAUGUGUGUCCCCUCUGCCCUCAAUUUCCAUGUAAUGUCUGAAGCUGCUCUCCUUCACAGAGAUUCCCAGUAGGAUAGCUGUCACCAGUUUGCCAGGACAACUACUUCUUGUACUAUGGACAACCAAAUAUAGAAUGCUUUUUUGGGGUGUGGGGGGAAGAGGAAUCAAAUGUGACAUUUUGGUGUGGCUAUGUGAUUGCAAAUGUCCUUUAUGAAAUAACCAGCUGCAGAAUUUUCUGUAGCAGAUUGUUGAUCGCAGAAUGUGAUAUAUUAUCUAAAACCUAUGCAGCUGGGAAGUGUGCCUUAUUAACAGCAAAUGCCUAAUUUCACCAUACUCACAGCCAUGGGCUUAGCCAGGAUUUAUGUUAGGGGUGGCAGGCUUCAUGUUGGGGGGCAGAACCCCCUCCACUAGAGAGAAAUGACCCCAAUCCCCACGUUGGUUUUAUGUAUGCGUGCUUCUUAUUUUGCAUGUUUCUGUAGAGUCAGUUCUAGGGGGAUUUUGCAUUCUGGAUAUUUCUACUUGGAAAGCCUGUAGUGUGAAUUCAAAUUGCAGGAUUUCAUACCUGAGAUCAAAGUUUUCAAAUUCUGAGCAUGGAAAUGAUGUGACAGUUUUUAUUUGGGGACAUUCUGCUUUGAUGGAAUGGCAGAGAUGGCAGCGUUUGAUUUGCAGGAACACUCAUUGUAACACACUCAAACAAAAUCAGAGUUCUGGUGUUUGCUUUUAGAGGGGAAAGCAAAUUGAAUUCCAUUCCAGCUUGUGUGCUCUGUGGCCCCCAAGUGGAAAGAAUCCAUCCUGUCCCACUGCUUUGUUCGGUUGACAUAUUUCCAAGGGCAAAAAUGGGUCAGUGCUGAUGACUAGUUACAAGGUGGUGACUUACCUUGAUGUGCGUGUAACAGCUGAGUAAACUGGAUUAUUAUUUUUUUUUGUCCUUCUGAGUGGUGGGAAAAGAGGGAGUCUUAUUGCUGCAUCUGCAUCAGAUCAGAAAUCUAGGGAAGCAUUGGGUAGUAAAAUUCUCCUCCCUUCUCGGUAGGAAAAUACAAGGCCAUUAGUUCAGCAAGUGCACCUCACAGCAAGUUACCCAUCAAUAAAUAGCUUUCUCUUUUUAUUUAAUGAGUAUGUUUGUGUGCGCACACAUGCACUCUAAAUAUGUACAUGUGUACAUAGCUGGGUGCUUGAUGUGGCUCUGAACAAAGUGUGGAAAGGAUAUGAUGUGUUUCAUUUGAGGGUAUUUGGCUUGUAUGUGUGUGUGUGUAAGAAGCAUCAUUGCAUAGGGACACAUGAGGUGUGCAGCUAUUCGUGGCCGUGUGGGGGAGUCUCUCACUAGCUAUGUAUAUAUCUCCAUGUCGAUACUUCCUAAUUCUAAUAUUAAUAAAGUUUAAUAUAAACCUA